AUGUUAGGGGAAGAGGGAAAGGACAAAGCCACCGCCGGUAGCGGUGUUGCAUGGAAAAUUUAUUCUCGUUCGGUUUCAUGGACUGAUAGGUCUCCAAAUAGCCGAAAGCCACCGACAAAUAGCAAACCAAGACCACUAUUGCCACCCCUUCAGCCUCUUUCAAUCAACAAGCGCAGCGUUGAGGAAUGGCCUAGUGCUGGAUCUGAUGAUCUUGGAGUUUGGCCACUUCCUCAGACUCCAAGAGGCUCCGUAAGAACCUACGAUUCAAGUCAACCCACCAAGGAUUUUCUUUUCAAGAGGGACAAAUUGGCCUUCUUUGACAAGGAGUGUUCCAGAAUUGCUGAGCACAUAUACUUGGGGAGUGACACAGUGGCCAAGAACCAUGAACUCCUCAGGCAGAAUGGAAUCACUCAUGUGCUCAAUUGUGUUGGGUUUGUUUGUCCUGAAUAUUUCAAAGGUGACUUUGUCUACAAGACACUUUGGUUGCAGGAUAGUCCCACGGAGGACAUCACAAGUAUUCUCUAUGAUGUGUUUGAUUACUUUGAGGACGUUCGAGAGCAAGGUGGGCGUGUCCUUGUUCAUUGCUGUCAGGGGGUUUCUCGAUCAACGACUUUGGUAAUUGCAUAUAUUAUGUGGAGGGAGGGGCAGAGCUUUGAAGAUGCUUUUCAGUUUGUGAAGACCGCAAGGGCAGUGACCAACCCAAACAUGGGUUUUGCCUGUCAACUUUUGCAGUGCCAGAAACGGGUCCAUGCUAUGCCUGCAAGUCCAAAUUCUAUUCUCAGGAUGUACCGUAUGGCUCCUCACUCCCCCUAUGACCCUCUUCAUCUGGUCCCCAAGAUGGUAAACCAGCCAGGUGCUCGAGCACUUGAUUCUCGUGGGGCCUUCAUCAUUCAUAUUCCUUCUGCUAUAUAUGUUUGGAAUGGAAAACAUUGUAACUCAGUGAUGUCAUGCAAUGCAAGGAGUGCAGCCUUCCAGGUGAUCCGCUAUGAGAAGGCAAAGGGUCCAAUUCUGAGCAUCCAUGAAGAUGAAGAACCACCUGGGUUUUGGAUUGCUCUUUCUGAUGAGCAACGCUUAUCAGGUGAUUCUGAGCAACGCUUAUUAGGUGAUUCUGACAAAGGAGAGGUCAUGGAGGAUGAACCAAUGUUGCCCUCUGAAGGCAUGGAGAGUGCUGACCCCAAUGAUUUGGGUAAUGGUCCAAGAAAAGUCGAUGCAUAUGAUUUGGAUUUUGAGCUUUUUCACAAGGCACUUGCGGGUGGGGUUGUUCCACCUUUUUCUUUGUCUGAUCCGGGAUCAGAAACUCGUCUUCCUGCUAGAGAACAUGGUUGGGCAAGACUUAGGCGGCAGUUUGCUAGUGGAUUACUCACAUCCCCCAGAUUGAAUAGUGAAGCUGAUUCAACCCCAUGCAAUGAUCAAUCCAGUGUAAUGGUGGAAGCUGAAAAACAAGAUGCUGCAGAAGAGCCUUUGUCACCAUCAUCUAUUCAUCCCUGUGGCUCACCAGAUUCCUUUGAAUGCUAUCCAAAUGACAGCUUAGGUAGGGAAAGAGGUAGUCAUGAAGCAAUGGCGAUCUCUGUUCAUGGUGUUGCUUCAUCAUUGCCAUUGUCUCCUCCUGGCACAUCAAAUCCUUUUCCUUGUUUUAUAAGCUGCAGCCCAAAAUUCAAUUCCAAGUCUCCAACACUUUCACCUUCAAGUUCCGAUUACGCCAGCUCAUUUACUUUUUCACCUUCCUCUACCAACUGGUCAGACUUAUCCUUUGUGUCUUCUCGGCAGCCAUCACCAUCUGGCCUUGAAUCAGCUGAACCCCUUUUUGUUAAAGAUGCAUCUUUCUCAGAAGGUUCCUCUUUACUUCACAAAGAAGCUGUCUCAUCACCCUCAGAGGCAGUUUCAGCUAAUUACACAUUCGAAGGGGCAAACUCUAAUUUGCCCUUGAAAGGUUCUUCCCUUUCUAUUGCAGAGCGCAGAGGGAGUCAUCCACCACCUCUGAUGUUGCUAUCCUCAGCCACCGAAUCCUCUCACAUCCCCAAGAACCUGGUAAGAUCACUGUCCUUCUCUUUGCCUGACUUAGAUUAUAAUGUGGUGAAGGAUGAUAGUUGCAAACAAUUUGACCGUGAAAACAAGGGAACAUGGCUAAUUUCAGAAGACAACAUCAUUAGUUCAUGUGUUGGACCCAAGAGUGAAAUUAGUGACAACGAGGAUCAUGGUACAGAGUUAUGUAAUAUGAUGGCUGAGCUUGAGAUACAGGAGAAAGAAAAUGGGAUUGAUUUUCCCCGUCCCUGCUUAUUUGGACCACCAGUCCAGAAUGAAGGCAUUGAUAUUUUGGAUGAAGGGGGAGGUCAGGAACUUGAGGACUGCAACUAA
Molecule: messenger RNA, 2355 nt
Organism: Sphenostylis stenocarpa
Lineage: Eukaryota; Viridiplantae; Streptophyta; Magnoliopsida; Fabales; Fabaceae
Source: the annotation of a GenBank genome assembly